AUGGCCACCCCCUACCCCAGAGGCGGUGGCCGCGGAGAAGUCAGGUGCGGGGCGGGCCGCGGAGCCGGCGCCCCCUGGGACUUCCUGCCGGGGCUCGUGGUCAAGGCCCCGCCCGGACCCUGCCUGCAGGCGCAGCGCAAAGAAAAGUCCCGCAACGCGGCGCGCUGGCGACGCGGGAAGGAAAACCUAGAGUUCUUCGAGCUGGCCAAGCUGCUCCCUCUGCCCGGCGCCAUCUCCAGCCAGCUGGACAAGGCGUCCAUCGUGCGCCUCAGCGUCACCUACCUCCGCCUGCGUCGCUUCGCCGCGCUGGGGGCGCCGCCCUGGGGCCUGCGGGCCGUGGGGCCGCCGGCGGGGCUCGCCCCUGGCCGCCGAGGCCCUGUGGCUCUGGUCUCUGAAGUCUUCGAGCAACACCUUGGUGGACACAUUCUACAGUCCCUGGAUGGCUUUGUGUUCGCCUUGAACCAGGAAGGAAAGUUCCUCUACAUCUCAGAGACAGUGUCCAUCUACCUGGGACUGUCACAGGUGGAGCUGACGGGCAGCAGCGUCUUCGACUACAUCCACCCUGGGGACCAUUCGGAGGUCCUAGAGCAACUCGGACUGCGGGCCGCGACCUCUGGGCCCCCCACGCCACCGUCUUUGUCUUCCUCUUCCUCCUCCUCGUCUUCCUCCUCGCUAGUGGACACCCCCGAGAUUGAAGCCAGCCCCACCGAGACAUCCCCUGCCUUCCGGGUCCAGGAGCGCUCCUUCUUUGUCCGCAUGAAGUCCACCCUCACCAAGAGAGGUCUGAACGUCAAAGCUUCGGGGUACAAGGUCAUUCACGUGACAGGGCGCCUGAGGGCCCGAGCCCUGGGCCUUGUGGCCCUGGGCCACACACUGCCCCCAGCCCCGCUGGCUGAACUGCCUCUGCACGGACACAUGAUCGUCUUCCGCCUCAGCCUGGGCCUCACCAUCCUAGCUUGUGAGAGCAGAGUUAGCGACCAUAUGGACAUGGGACCUUCAGAACUGGUGGGACGCAGCUGCUACCAGUUUGUCCAUGGACAGGACGCAACCAGGAUCCGUCAAAGCCAUCUGGACCUGCUGGACAAAGGUCAGGUGGUGACUGGUUACUACCGUUGGCUGCAGCGUGCGGGGGGCUUUGUGUGGCUGCAGUCUGUAGCCACCGUGGCCGGGAACGGGAAGAGCUCCGGGGAGCAUCACGUGCUGUGGGUCAGCCAUGUGCUCAGCCAUGCCGAAGGGGGCCAAACACCCCUGGAUGCGUUCCAGCUCCCAGCUGUGGUGUCUCAGGAGGACUCGCCCAGCCCGGGCCCAGAGCCCACAGAGGAAGAGCCUGCAGUUGACCCAAAGCAGGCUGCCUCCGUGGACCAGGACAAAGACACUCAGACCCAAGGCAAACGCAUCAAGGUGGAGCCCGGCCCAAAGGAGGCUAGAGCCGCAGAGGACAGUGGAGAGGAGGAGCUCUCAGACCCACCGGACCCACCUCGUAGAGGAGAAUUCACCUCUGUUAUCCGGGCAGGGGCCCUGAAGCACGAUCCAGUACUACCAUGGGGCCUGACAACUCCGGGGGAGCCCUCCCCCGCCCUCCUUCACGCAGGCUUCUUGCCUCCUGUGGUGCGGGGCCUGUGCACGCCGGGCGCCAUCCGCUAUGGGCCUGCAGAGCUGAGCCUGAUGUAUCCGCACCUGCACAGGCUAGGUCCAGGACCCACGUUCCCAGAGGCCUUCUACCCCACGCUGGGCCUGCCAUAUCCUGCGGCCUCGGGGACCAGGGUGCAGCGGAAGGGAGACUGAAGACAGUAUAACACUGGGCCCUUGUUGAGAAUUAAACACCACUCCCUGAGGGGCUCCGUCCCCAGGGACUCUGCCUCUGC
Psammomys obesus (fat sand rat) is the source of this 1865-nucleotide messenger RNA. RefSeq names its product neuronal PAS domain protein 1 (gene Npas1). The record is from RefSeq and is a predicted model, not a curated record. Gene Ontology annotation, biological process: regulation of transcription by RNA polymerase II. The transcript has 11 exons. NCBI's taxonomy places the organism in Eukaryota, Metazoa, Chordata, Mammalia, Rodentia, Muridae. Gene Ontology annotation, molecular function: DNA-binding transcription factor activity, RNA polymerase II-specific; protein dimerization activity; RNA polymerase II transcription regulatory region sequence-specific DNA binding. Bases 1 to 1785 code for a protein of 594 amino acids.